Messenger RNA from Pygocentrus nattereri (red-bellied piranha), 2348 nucleotides. Its product is annotated as RING finger domain-containing protein. Gene Ontology annotation, molecular function: ubiquitin protein ligase activity. The record is from RefSeq and is a predicted model, not a curated record. Bases 149 to 763 code for a protein of 204 amino acids. The transcript has 2 exons. Gene Ontology annotation, biological process: protein ubiquitination. Lineage: Eukaryota; Metazoa; Chordata; Actinopteri; Characiformes; Serrasalmidae.
AAAAUGGAUCUGCAACUCAAGUGUAAGAGGAGACCCAGGGCUUCCCUGCAAAAGUAGAAGCAGAAGGCUUUAGAAGGGUGUAACAGCGUUCCCUUUAGCUUUCCCAGCUGUGCAACUGUAUCUUCUCUCCAUUAACCUUCUCCGCUCCAUGUCACAAGCCCCAGCCUCAGGGGUGACAUCAGCCCAGGAUGAGGCCUCCACUGGUGGGGACUCCCCUGAGGUGGAGUGCCCUGUGUGUUAUCAGGAAUAUGACCAGUACCGCAAGCUUCCGCGCAUGCUGGAGUGCCUCCAUGUCUUCUGCACCGAAUGUCUCGAUAACAUCCAGUUGUCCCCACUCCACCCACCUGACCCCCACAGCCCUCCCUCAAUCUCCUGUCCCCUGUGCCGCCACUCCACACCACUAGAGGGUGGCGAUGCACAGUCUCUCCCCUGCAACUCCCGUAUCCUCGCUCAGCUCCCACCUGUUACUUUCCGGCUACCUGUAUCUGUGUCCACUCGGCUGACCACCGUGACGCAGAGGGUCAUCCUUUCUCUGGAGUCACGUGACACCCGCUUCAUCAUCUUACCCACCGUCAGCCUCCGGGUGGAGCAGAUGGGCGAGGGGUCGAGCUCACCAGAGCCCAUGGAGGGCAGAGCAGUAGUGCUGAGGAGCCACAGGAGAAGCCUGUUGUGUGUGCAGAUGCUGGUGGUGGUAUUCUGGUUGCUUUUUGUCUUGGGCUGUGUGAUUGGGGUGGUUUUUGGCCCAAACUUCUUCCGCAACUGAAAGAGACUGAGAGAAAAAAUUUGUAUCAUAGAGCCAAUUUUGUCUAAUAUAUGGCACAUAUGUAUACAUAUUAAUUAUAUAGUGCUAUACAAAAGUCUUGAGACAGCCAUAAACUAGUGAGAAGAAAAAAAUAUUUGUUGAAAACAUAAAAAAUAACAUUAAAAGCACCUCCUUGUUUCUAUUCUCACUGUCCAUUUUAUCACCUCCACUUACCAUCUUACCAUAUAAUUGCACUUUGUAGUUCUACAAUUACAGACUGUAGACCUUCAGUUUCACUGCGUACUUUGCUAGCCCCCAUUCACCCUGUUCUUCAAUGGUCAGGACCCCUACAGAACCACCACAGAGCAGUUAUUAUUUGGGUGGUGAAUUAUUCUCACUCAUUGGCACUGCAGUGACGGUGGUGGCGUGUUGGUGUGUGUUGCGCUGGUAUGGGUGGAUCAGACACAGCAGUGCUGCUGGAGUUAAUGCCACUGCUGGGCUAGCAAAAUAAUCAACCAAGCAAAAAUAUACAGCCUACAUGUCAGUGUCACUACAGUGCUGAGAAUGAUCCACCAUAUAAAUAAUACCUCCUCUGUGGUGGUGCUGUGGGGGUCCACACCACUGAAGUAAAACAAGGGGAGAUGCUGAGGUUUUUCUGUCACUAAAAAAGUAGUUUGGGCUGAAAAAACUCCUCAUAAGAUCAAAGUCAAUGGGUGGGGCUAUGUCUGAAUAGAUGGUUUUUGUGACAUCACAAAGACAAUUAAUUCAAUAUGGGCUGUUCUUGCAGCUUAGUUUCCAUAAAUUGAUGGAGGACUGAUUAGCUGAAGCAGUUAUUGGAUGAUAAGUGUAAAUGCUGGACUUUAAGAUGAGCAUAUUAAUGUAUUAUUUAGUUGUUUUUACUGUAAUGUUUGUGUUAAAAAAAAAAUCCUUGUUAGAUAAAGUGCUUACCAAGAUAAAUACAUACAUUUAUUCAUUAUUUUCUCACAUGGCUUAAGACUUUUGCAUAGUGCUGUAUUUUCCCAUAUGAUCAUACCUUUGGAAAACUUAAAAUAUUUACAUUUAAAUUUAACAUGUAAAUAUGAUUUAGCAUUUUCACGAUACAGACCAAGUCCAAGUUCCCUGAAUUUUUUACAGCUAGAGAAAAUUCCUUUUAUUCACAUUUCUCCCUCAGGAUUUCAGAUUUACUGUGUUAUGUACUCCUACCACCGUUUACUGCAUUCAGCUUUUAGCCUGGUUGAAUCUGUAUAGGUAAUCUAGAGCUGUACAACAUAUUUCCUGUUAACUGUUAUUGCAGUAUAAUUUUUGCAAUGUUAAUAUAAGAUUGCCAUAUGCAAAUGAACCCUUUAAUAAAUCAGAAAUGUUUUCACUGUUCUAUGAGCAUCCAGAACAAUGUUCCAGACGAGUUUCUGUAGGUGUUUUGAAGAAAUCAAGAAUUCAUAUGAUCCAAAAUGGAAAAAAUGGCCAAAAUAAUGCAUGUUCAUUUAAACCUAGUCACAUCAAGGUGUUUAAGUUACAUCACAUUCCCAAAAUACAACAACAUUGUUACAAUAUGGUAUUUUGUCCAUAUCAUACAGCCCAAAUAUAGUAAAAUUACUGGACCAUUAAA